GGGAUCAGGUUAGGCAAGGGGACCUGGACCUGCUGUUGGUCUUUCAAGCAGCCAUUCAGUUGUUUCAGCACCGCGGACAGCGACUGGUUAUUGUCAAUAACUCCAGCCAGACAAUUUUGUUCAUUUGUUUGUUUUAUGGGGAAGAUAUUGUUGGAUUUUAAUAGAGGAAUAUGGACGAAUUCUUCCCCAAAACGAAGGAAUCUAAGGAUAAGUUUAAACCCUAAAAGUUUGGAGGCAUGUUCAGGAAGAUUAACAAUGUUUUCCGUCCCAACCAUCAUGGGCAGAGAGGGCGGGAUUCUGGAGGUGGAGGUGGGUUACGGUCCGAGCAAGAUUACCACAGCGCGUGCACCGUGCGACUGGUCCGCAGCACGUCCAUGCUCGUGGUGGGAGAGAAAACUCAGACAGCCGUGGGCUCAACUUUGAAACGAAGCAAAAGCACCGUGAGCAUCGAGUCGACCUUGUACUAUUAUCAGAGGCAGGAGGACCGGAUAUGGCUCUACUCUCAGAAUCAGAACUGUCUGGAGUACCUGGAGGCACUCGUGGCUCUGAGGCGACAGUACAUGAAGAGCGUGAGUGACUUGAAAAGUGCCGACAACAAGGCCACAGUGUCCUCCAAAAAGAAACACGCGCCCCCGCCACCCAACAAGGAAGAACCGGUAAGAGUCUGUCGGUAAAAGUAGAGGAUAUGAGAGGUGAUAUCCAAGGCAAAUGUUCUCCCGUUUUUCUAAAACACAGAUAUCAAGCGACGAACCUACAGCAGUACCCACAGCCCCAGACGAGGAGGGAACUCUUGAGUUCUUCGAUGCUGUCAUAGCCAGCUGUGAUAGUGAGCCGCUACGGAAGCCUUACAGGGAUGAUGGACACGCGGAUGUAGACUUCAUAGGUGAGUUUGAACUCAACUGGAACUAAUUAUUAUUUAAAGGGAUAAUCUGGUGUAAAAUUAUGUUAGGGUCAAACACACCGCAACACCAAGUUAGACACCCCCUCGAGAGAUGAAUGUUGCCAACCCCUUGCUUCUCUAGUUAUACCAACUUAAGUAAUGACCAAACGAUAGCAAUACAGAGAGGCACGCGCUCAACCAAAAAGCCAGUCUACAGUUAAAAAUAACUUCAUCAACAGGACAAAUAGGGUCCCAGCCUUAGUACUAGCCACCAAACAUCUUUUUAACUUUGCCUAAUUUCUUGUUUCACACAACUCACCUACUCUCUUCCAGUAGCCACUUGUUUGUAGCAAGACCUCCAGGCAAGUCUAUCAACUGCAGAGGGGUGACGCAGCUCAAGGAAGAACAUUUAUGAUCAUUUCCUCAUAAAAAUGCAAUCAGACCGAGACGCUAAGGCAGAAGAACUACCGCGUCUGCAGUGCAAACUGAUUAAUAUAGUGAUUAUUACUUCAAGAAAAUGAUAAACAAAAUAUAAAUGUUCCUCCUUGAGCUGCGUCACCCCACUGUAGUCCAUGAUGGACUCGCCCAAGGUCUUGCUACAAAUAAGUGGCUGCUGGAAGAGAGUAGGUGAGUUGUGUUUGGUCUCUUUGCUAAAAAAAUCAGACAAAGUUAAAAAGAUGUUUGGUGGCUAGUGCUAUGACUGGGACCCUAUAUGUACUGUUGAUGAAGUUAGGUGCUGUUCUGAGCAUUAUUUGUGGCUAUAGAGCGGCCUUUUGGUUGAGGUUUGUUUAUGGCUCCUCAGACCACUAUGUAUUGCUGUCAUGCGGUAGUUACUAAAGUCGGCAACAUUCAUCUCUCGAGGGGGUGUCUAACUCGGUGGUACAGUGUGUUUUACCCUAACUUUAUUUUACACCGGAAUAUCCCUUUAAUACUUGGGUCAGAGGACCUUCAUCCUUUUAAGUUUAGCCAACUAAAAAUGAAGACAGACAUGAUUGUGUUAAGAUUUGGGUAAUUUCAACAUUGCCAAAGUACUGACUAGUUUUGUACGCAGCCUGUAUUUUAUAACGGGCUGCCUUUAUCUAUUAAUCCAUCUAAAAGUUAUCCCCUGUAUAGAUGUAUUGAGUGGCUAGCACUGUUGUCAGGCAUUUUCCAUUUUGAAGUAUUUUACUCACCUGCCACAUUUACUUAAAAUUUGUAGGCGGAUUACUGUAUAAAUCUAAACAGUGUAGAAAAGAGUCGCUCACCUUUGUAUGUUUAUAGAGCCCACCUGAAAAUCUUUCAAAAUUCUUCCAAGUGUAAUUAAAAAGUUUAUGACCUCCCUGUAAAGGACCAUGCUGCAUAGAGUUCAUUCUUUCUGUGAUCAUAUCUGGGGUUGAUACUUGCUUUCCACAUUUACAUCCUCUGACAUAAAGAGGAGAUGGAUGUUUACUCAACUAUGAUGUGUGUAGCCCAAGUAGUUUUAGUUUGGUAUACAAAGAUGUAUCUCAGUGACCACUUAAAAGCUUAAAAUACUGCUGAACUGAAAUGAACCAAAGUCUGCUCUCUAAAAGAAAACUUUUUACACAACCUUUUGCGUACAAAUUACAUAUGAAUCCAUCCCUCUUAAAAUGAGCUUCUAAUAAUUAAAUAUUGAUCUAUUGUUAUACCAGACCCUGAUCUGCUUUGGUUUGGGUUUUUUUCAUUAUGUCACAUUGGCUUUGUGCUACUAAAUGUCACAAAUUUUGUAUUUUCUUAUUGUGCCACUAGUUGAAUGAGGUAGAAAAUGUUCAAGUGUAAGGGUGGUCAGGCUUUAAUAUGAACAUUACUUUUGUUCUUUAGGGUCAGCUGAUUAGCCAAACCAGCCUGCAGAAAACUAAACAUACCUGAGUGACAAUAGUUCUCAAGCCGAAAGUCCCAACUUCCAGGCUUAUCUUCUUCUGCUCUCUCUUCACCCACAGUGGCCUCCAGCUCAGCUGAACAUGACCUCCACUCGAACUGGGUCUUGAGGGUUCCUCGGGUCCCAGAGGACGCAAAGCAGAAAGAGGUCAGUGACUGUGCCAAUGAAAAAGCCACGAAGAAGAAGAAGAAAAACCAGAGCCAGAGCGGGUCCACCAGCAGCAGACUGCGGCUACAGAGGAACCCGAUCCACCUCCCCAAAGUGGUAGAGAGUGCGUUCCAGACACUGCGCUUCAAGCCCAAAUUAAAAAAGCAGUGAAGCUUGAUAGACAUUUGAAACCAGCAGCAUGUAGAGCUCAACCCACUUUGUAUGGACAGACACCAUGAACUGAUGGAGAUCUUUCCAGAAUAAUCAUACAUAAGUUUUAAUACUGCAAAUGGAAGAAAAAGUAUGUCAUAGCUGAAAAAUGUCUAUCUGAACAGAUCAUUCAGAGCAUGUUUUGACUAAUCACUGUCCUCAGGCUGCAAAAUAAAUAGCAGUUGCAUCAUUAUUACAAUAUGAGUAUUUGAAAUCAUCCUAUCACAAAAUUCAUUGCAAUGAAAAUAACUACUCUGAGAUUAUUUGGUGCUGGUUUAGUAGUGAAUGUAGAAUCGCACAUAUAUUUUGCUCACAUGCAGGCCUGCUCUGCACCACUCAAAAGUCCCAGUUAGUCACGAAAGAGACAAACAAUCAGCACAAUACCAAGGUUCAGAAACUUCAGAUAAAUACUGUCAAAUUUAGCCAAGAGAGUUAAGUUUACUCCAAUGGUUCACCUGCUAUGGUGUGUCAAAACAUCAUCUAUAAAAAAGCCUUCCAAUUAUCAAAUCUUUAACAUCAAACUCAAUCAAUUCACAAUUCUUAAGCAUCAAUAGGACUAUACUUUCAAGUUUUCCCAAUGACAGUCUGCUAAAACCAUUAUUAUCAGGUGUUGAGUUCAGUAAGGGAAAUGUUUAAUAUUGCAACAGGUAUGAAACUAAGGUAGAGAGGAGCUUAAGGUUUACAGAUGCAAAGAAGCAGCAUUCCUUGAGGUUUCUAAGGCAAGAAUAAAAUGCAACCGUGUCCUUCACAGCCACAACAAAAAGAGGUAAACAUCAUCCCAGGGUGCAACAUGAAUGCCUGUUUUUAAUUUCAGAGUUAGUCUCUGAUUUGUAAGGCCGAUACAAGGUCUGAGUUGACUGAAUAGUUCAAAAGCAGCUUUGACUGUUCUGGUAACUGUUAUAGAUGUUAUCAUCAAAACAUAAGGGGUCCAUUUCUUUGAUUACAAAAGCCGACACAUUGUGAUUUUAGCUGAAAGGCUAAGUGAGGAUAUGAGCUGUAUUGAUGACUGGUGAUGUUCUUUUCCGUGGGGUUGAUCUUGCCGUUGACACAAUUGACGAUAGCGGUAUGUUUUUUUUUAUCAUCUCAGCGUUUACACCAAAUCAUAUGAAAUGGACCCUAAACUAUUUGCAUCCUAGUAGGUCAUUCAAGUGAGCUCUGUCUUUAAGACUGAUUCAAUAGCAACAGCUUUUACUCAAAAGUAUUAAAGACCCUGAAUAAAAAAUGUCAAUACCAACUUUCAUCAAAUCUCAUUCCACUACUUCUAUGAGAGUUUAUCUUCAGGGUUGAAUAAUUUGUUUAAUACCAUCAACAACGUCUAAGAGCAUCGUUAGAGAUAUACUUGAUAAUACUGGGAAUUAACAGCAAAGUUAGCCUUCAUUUUUUUAUCAGUUCUCAACUUCGGGGGCAAAAUCACAGACUAUAAAAUACUGGAGGACAUGGCAGAUCCCCCAGAAAUGAAGUCAACAAGGUUUGUGGUUCUCCUGAUUGGCUGCAGUAAAGGUCACAAAGUUAGUCUUCUCCAUGUAUUUAAUUCAAACACUCAUAUACACACUGGAUUCCUUCUUCUGUUGAUAUAGUUAGUGCUUGUACUGGUUUAUGUCAAAAUAUUAGAUUCUCAGAGUUGUUACACUUCCCUUUAAAUUUGCAGUAAGAUGCACUUUUGACACAUUUUUUAUCAUCUAAAAAGUGAGCUGUGCCGGACACACCAAUGCAACCAAUACAUAUAUACCGAUAUAAAAUGCAGAGAGAUGUCCAGCGUUUUACCCUAUUUUAUCUAAAAGACAAAGAGGCGAGUACUUCAGAGCAGGACACAAAAUAGCGUGGACCAGUCUAGCUGCAGCCUCUUUUUGUGCUUCUCUCCUUCAUCAAGCUCAAAUCAGGCUUUUCAAGGAAACACUGGCUAACUAUUUAGUGAAUAAUCCUGAAUUGAUAGAAAAGAUUCCCCAUUUUAGAUUGAACACAGUCCCCUGUGAUCUGAACGUAACAUCAGUGGCAUGCUUUGGUCAAAAUAUAUCGUGAAUCAAGCACUAUGAGAAGUUUUUGACCCAGAACAGUCUCUGUGAAUGCAAAUGAGCUUCCUCUUUCCUGCACUUAAAACGAUGGGAGAGAGGUGCUCAUGGCUUCAUUUCUGUGCAAUGAAAGGGGGUGGACACACAAGGUCUAUUUUUUAAAAACAUGCAAAAUCUUAUCCUAAAGAUUACUAGGUAAGAAUAUCCUGGAGCUCUGAAAUGUAGACAUAGAAACAUGUAGCUUACAAAACUGCUAAAUGACUCAUUCUUCUCUCCUCUCUUUCUCACCCCCUCGUCUGAUUCAAAUCUUAUAAAAAGAAAGGCCAUGUUCAUCAAUACAGUUUCUUUUCUUUAUUACAAUUGUGUCAUAUACAAAACAGAUGCUGUACAACAUUUAUUUCUUUUCUGCUUUGGCCUUGGGGCUGAAGAAGGACGACAUGGGCUUCAUGCCAGUCUUGUCUACCUUGGCUAGAGUUUUCUGAGCAGAAGUCAUCUUCUUAGGCGGCUAGAAAGAGGGAAGAAAAAAAUCGAUAAGAAAACUGGUUGACUUUACUCAGAGACAGCAGAGAAUUCAUUAUAUAUAAUCAAGUUCAGUUCAAACUGAGAAAAAAAACACAUUCGUACAAGGUAAGCCCCCUUUGACCCAUGUGUAUACUCAGACAGACAAAGCUGAGAGAAAGUAGUCAGCAAACAAGAGCCGCACUAACAAUCACUCAAGGUCUCAAGGAGGAAAAAAAGAUUCCAAGAUGAAAGCAAACAAAUGAUCGCCCUGGUGAUGAUAAUAAAAAUCAAGAAAAAUGAUGAUCAAAGCCAAAGAUUUUCACGAUAGCUGUUUGGUCUAUUCAGGCAGACUGCUGCACACACUCACUUUACGAACAAAGUCUGCACUGUUGAAUUUGGUGUAGUCCUCUCCGGCCUCCACCGGUGUGUCUGAAAGUUUCCGCUUCUGCCAGAUGAGGAAGUGAGAAAAAAAAAAGCUUUUCACGACAAAGAGAACGAAACUUUUCACCGCAGAAACACACACCACAACAAGCCGAGAACAUGACCUCCACUCCUGAUGAAAGAACUCUUGUUUAAAACACACAAGCGCAACCAGAUUUCAUCUUUAGUAAGAUGAAAUUAUGCAGAAGGAACAAUGUUUGAGUUAGUUUGAGGAAAGGGAAAGAGCGCUACCACAGCCUGGAAAGGGAGACCAAGAAUAGGACGUACAUGAGGAAUACAUACCUUUGAAGGAGGUUCUGUCUCUUUUGGGCUUGUGAGCUCAGGUAGCCUGUGAAGCACAACAAGAACCACACUUGAUCUCAAUGUUUGGGCACAAAUAUAUGCUCAAAAACGUUGCGAAUUUGUUAGAUGUCACUUACUUAAGGUGUCUAAGCAGGUCUUUGCUCAGGUCUUCACUGAUGUACUCAGAUAUCAGGCCGUGCGCGUAACGUAAGUAGUCCUCUAAGUCAUAAAAAUGAAGGAUCGUUGCAGGUAAUCAGCGAGAAAAACCUAAACUUAAUGUUCAACAUUGUAACAAGUUGGAGAAAUGUUGCAGGGCUGUAACCUCUGGAUAUAAACUAUAAAAUAUGACUGCCAUCUACUGGUCAAGACAAAGAAAUGAAGUUAGGGAAGAAGACCUGUUUUACAUUUCUUUAGACAGGAAGAUGGAGAAGGAAUAGUUGAAAUAGUUGUCUUGAACAUUUAAGCUGAAGCUUCUCACCCUCAUUAUGGUCUGGCUCUGACUUGACUCUGACAUAUGUUGAAGAUUUGACUCCUUCUCCCACUGAGAUAUGUCUCUUCUUGAGCGCAGCAACCGUCCUCUCCACCUGCAUCAAGAUAGAAAAAAAUGUAUUCACUCCUACCUGGAUAACAAUCUAUCAGUGUAUCUGGUAGAUUCAAAAUAUCCACCAGAUACAUUAGAUUUUUUGAGAUGAGCCAAAAGUCAGUGAUUGAAAUAAACAACUAAAAAGGACUGGCUAACUCAUAGGCUAUGUUCACACUGCAAUUCAGAUUCUUAACCAUGUGACAUAUCCGAUUUUUUUUAUGUAAGUGUGAACAGUGCAAUUCUGAUUUUUUCAAAUCCGACCCAGGCCUCUUUUGUAUGUGGAUAUAAUCAAGAUAUGUAUCCAAUGUGACUGCAGUGUGGACGCUCAGGUCGCGUUCAUCCGACCUAUACGUCCUCAAUAUGUGACAAACGUCACCAUUAUUCGACAACACAAACAGGCGCGGAAAGUGAUUUGUGCUUUGUGCGCAUGUGGGUCACUUCACGAAUGCAUCGUGUUCACAUUAGAUGCCGCAUUCGUUGAUGUAAUGUAAACGACCGCACAAAAAUAACGGAUUUAACAAAAAAUCCGAAUUGUGCAUCAUAACCUGCAGUGUGAACGUAGCCAAAGUUGAACACUUUGUGGUACCAGCAAAUACAUCGUAGUAGCCCAACAAGAGAUGCAACAACAUGUCCUUGUUAUACGUGUGAAUAACUCAUCAACCCCAGCCCCGAUGAAAACACUUUGUAUAGUUUUUGUUUUUAAGUUAUGAAUAUCUAGAACACAUUUAUAUAACAGUCGUGAUGAGUACCUUUUUCUUCAGCCAAUCCAUCGUUUUCUCCUGACUGUAUCUAUGGAACUUUAGGUUUGCUACUUCUGCGAGAACAAAAAACAACUUUUAAACAAUAAAAACAACACGACCGUAUAAUUCUCUGGCAUUGGCUUCAAGUAUACACUACCUUUUUCUUCUGCAAUGUGGCGCAGAGAGGCCAGUGAGUGUGUGCAGCUCAGCAGCCUUGAGCAAGCCGGGAAUUCUUCAUCCAUAACGACUUGAUCCACAGGCUGAAACUUCCCCUGAGCAGCAGAUGGAAUAUUUAAAGAGAUUUAAAGAUGUUUUGAUUUUUGUGUGCGCAGAGUGAGUCAGUAAAUUGGAAACAUUCAGAUCUCCAAAUCUACAAGGCCAAUUUGCAAUCAUUUACAAGCUGCCAUAUAAGAGGCACAACACUGCUGUUAAGCUGUAAGUAAAAAUGCUGAGACACCAUAACAUUUUGUUUUAUAUUAUCUCUCUGUAAAAUAUUCUCGCACUAGAAAAAAAAUCUCUGACAUUCAGCCAGGAGUUUUUACAGAUUCUAGUUAACGCUUGAAAAUAUUUUCUGUCUCUUUUUGGCCAGGGAUGAAGAUCCUAAUGUGAGCAUAUUUUACUUCCCUUCAACUGUGUUUCAGCUACAAGUGCCAACUCAUAAACACAAUACCAUGCUUUUAAAAUUCAUACAUUUACUGAGAAAUAUGAGACGGCCCCUCUGACUUAGGAUUUUACAUUUCUUAUCGGUCAUAUUUUUAAAGGUACAUACUGCCACCUGCUGUGCUGGAGUUUGUACUGAAUGGAAAAUCAUCACAGUGUUCAGACUUACAUGACAAUGACAUAAAUCAAGUGACAUCCAUUAGCCUGUCUUAUCAGCAGAAAAACACUUAACUGUAAUAUCUAUUGACAACAAUGACAUGUUAUCAAUAUUGUUCACCCACACUGAAAAAAUCUACAUUCUUAGAGAAGCAGUUGUUUAUGUAUAGAAAUUUUAGCACCAGCAGGAGGAUCCAGGCACAUUGUGUGAGCACAGAUGGUCUUUCAGCUCGCAAAGAUACCUAACCUUGCAAUGUAAUUAUGAAGACAGUUCUUUUUAUAUGUUUAAACACAUAAACCACAACCUUUAUAUAAGCCAAGUUUGAUAUUUUACCACCUCCGAGCAUUGGUACCAAGCCAAGAAAGUUGGACCUGUGAGUGUGCCCACUGGUACUGGAGGUGUAGAUAUAGAUUUAUUGAUCUCUUCUCACCCUGGAUAACACCCAACCAAUAUAUCUUAGGAUUCCUGGUACGUUUAAGGCAAGAUAGAGGCAGCGCUGGGGUAAAACUGCACCCACAUGCUGUUAGAUGUGAUUUAAAAUGUUUUAAAUAAUGUAAGUAGACCAGUCAGGCUGUAUUUGAAGAAGUGAUAUCCCACAGAUAACAGAUUAAGGUUUGACACAAGCAUCAUAAUCUACUUUAACAACUUAAAGUAGCAUAAUCAACCUCUGUUUAAUCUCCACCCUCUUAAAGCUGUGAAAGACUAAGUUGUUUCUUUUAGCUCUAAUUAAUUAACUGUGUAUUUCAUGAACAUUGGAAUAUGAAAAAAGUGAGAUGUGGGUUUAAACUUCAAAUCAGACACCGGGGGAUCAUAUCUUUCAUUUGACAGUCAUCAGAUAACCAGCAAGGAAGCGUCACUCAAACAGCCGUAACAUUAAUACAGCCCUCUCUCUCUUUCUUACCUCUUUUCCAGAUUUGAUCAAGUAGGGGAGAAUGAG
Molecule: messenger RNA, 9423 nt
Organism: Xyrichtys novacula (pearly razorfish)
Lineage: Eukaryota; Metazoa; Chordata; Actinopteri; Labriformes; Labridae
Source: the annotation of a GenBank genome assembly